GAUUGCAAAGUGUAUGUUUUAUGUACAUGUGGACAGCAGACUUGAAGAAGUGAUUCAAAGUGGACAUGUAAUUAUAUGUAAGCAAUUGUAUAGUUCCCAUCCCUUUUUCCUGCUAAAAAGGCCAUUUUCUCUUCUGCAGCUCUGUUUCUCUUACGGGGUGAGACUUUUUCACUCUCGUAGUUCCACACAUAGAUGCGAAUGCUUCAUUUGCUGACCAGACAUUUCACCAGGUCUCUGAGAGCUCUAGUCCCAACUUACCGGGUGGCCAUGGUCGGCUCAGGUCCUGCUGGAUUCUACACCGCAUACCACCUCUUGAAAAAGUCCCCGACAGAAAAGUUCAACAUCAAGGUGGAUUUCUUCGAAAGACUACCUGCUCCAUAUGGCUUGAGUCGAUACGGAGUGGCUCCCGACCAUCCUGAAGUCAAGAACUGCGAAGAGUACAUGAAUGAUAUCAUGGAAAUGAAGGACCGGGUCCGGUUCUUUGGUAAUGUCAAUAUUGGUGAAGAUAUCUCCAUUAAAUAUCUCCAACAAAACUACCAUUCAGUAGUAUUGUCUUACGGAUGUGUCAACGCCGAUGCCAAAUUGGACAUCCCUGGAAGCCAUCUACCAGGUGUAGUGUCUGCCCGCCAGUUUGUCAAUUGGUACAAUGGACAUCCUGAUUUCUACUCCCACACCAGCUUCGAGCCUCCACCACUUCACAAGAUUCAGAAUGUUACAAUCAUAGGCAACGGGAAUGUCGCUUUGGACGUCGCACGAGUGCUACUAGCUGACCCCGAAUCACACUGGGCUCCUACAGACAUAGCAGCUGAUGCAGUGGAGGUGUUGAAGACUAGUUCGGUGAAAACCGUCAAUAUUAUUGCCCGUAGAGGUCUUCUUGAAAGUGCUUUCACCAACAAGGAGCUAAGAGAGUUGUUAGAGUUGAGCAACACCGGGAAGGUCAGAUUUGUACCUGUGAGUGACGAUAUGUACGAUGCUCUUGCUGGUUUUGUGAAGAAGUUGGAUAGAGUCAAUAAGAGAAGAGUUUCAAUUCUCGACAAGUAUUCUAAACUUGAGGUGUCAGACAUCGAGGCAGAGAAAUCCUGGUCACUUCAGUACUUAAAGACGCCUGUUGCGUUUGUGGCCAGUGAAGAUGAUCCUCAGCUUUUAUGUAAAACUAUUUUCUCGAGAAACGAAAUAGUGCCUGACAACGACGGGUACAAAAUAGUCGCUUCUACCAACACCGACACCGUGGAGCUUGAGAACGACUUGGUGAUUCUUUCCAUCGGAUACAAGGGCUCGGCUCUCAAUGAAUUUGAUGCUAAUGAAAUGACUUUUGAUGACAGACAGAAUCGAAUUCUCAAUGGCGGUGGAAGAGUGAUUUCUUCCCAGACCUCCGACCCAAAACUGCCGGUGUAUAAGGCUGGGUUCUACACGUCCGGUUGGAUCAAAAAUGGGCCUAAAGGGGUGAUUGCCUCCACUAUGAUGGACUCUUUCGACACUGCUGAGAACAUGAUUCAGGAUCUCGCUAAUGGCGUACACACCAACCCAACUUCAUAUGAGGUGGACGACAAGUUGGCCAGUUUGAACUAUGUCUCGUGGUCCGGCUGGCAAAAGUUGAAUGACUUUGAACUAAAGGACGGGGAGAAAAAGGGAAAAACCAGAAAUAAAGUGUGUAUUCCAGAGCUGAUGUUGGCUAUUGCUUGUAAAUAAUUGUAUAACUAACGUUAGGUGCAACCAGUGAUUUUCACAAAGUAGGAGGAGUGUGCCUCCUUCUCCUGGAAUAUCGGGUUCAAGUUCUGGAGAAUCGCUGGUUUACUGUAGUCCAUGUUUGAAACGUCCCAGGCGUACAGAGACAUUCCCUCGCGAAGUAUGUUUUCUGGAGAAUGAGGAAGUUCUGGUUUGUUAAUCACAUAUUUCACUCCACCGUGUCGGUAAACGCUGGUGGGGGGAAGCAGAGGCACAAUAUCGCCUUCAUGAACCACUCGGAUGUAUCCGUGGUGCAAUUCUUUAUGUUCCAAGGACAUGGCUGCAACUUUCUCACUCUCAAAUAAAGUGUCCACAA
Yamadazyma tenuis ATCC 10573 is the source of this 2041-nucleotide messenger RNA. It is a transcript of the gene ARH2, whose product is annotated as NADPH-adrenodoxin reductase. The record is from RefSeq and is a predicted model, not a curated record. Lineage: Eukaryota; Fungi; Ascomycota; Pichiomycetes; Serinales; Debaryomycetaceae. Gene Ontology annotation, cellular component: mitochondrion. Gene Ontology annotation, biological process: ubiquinone biosynthetic process.